Molecule: messenger RNA, 942 nt
Organism: Penicillium mononematosum
Lineage: Eukaryota; Fungi; Ascomycota; Eurotiomycetes; Eurotiales; Aspergillaceae
Product: Gfo/Idh/MocA family protein
Exons: 3
Coding region: 1-942 (313 amino acids)
Biological process (GO): NADPH regeneration
Cellular component (GO): cytoplasm
Molecular function (GO): oxidoreductase activity; nucleotide binding
Source: RefSeq, a predicted model, not a curated record
AUGGAGCCACUCAACAUUGCCGUCGUUGGUCUUGGCCGAAUGGAAUUUGAUAUCAACGUUUAUGAUAACUAUGAUGAGAUGCUGGCUCAUCCGGGGCUUCAAGCCGUCUGGAUAUCCACCAGCACUGACGUCCAUGCGAGUCAGUCGCUGGCGGCAAUUUCCAAGGGCAUUCACACACUUUGCGAGAAGCCUCUUAGCACAGACAUUGCUGAGGCCCAAUCUGUUGUUGACGCCGCAAACCAAAACCCAUCGGUCAAGGUAAUGGCAGAAUUUUCUCGCAGGUUUGAUGCCUCAUAUCGCGACGCGGGGGAUAAAAUCUUCCAACAGAGAUCCAUUGGUGCGCCUUUCAUGGUCCGAUCCAACACGUGUGAUCUACGUGACGAGACCGGCUUUUUCGUUCGAUACGCAGCUCGAAACGGAGGAAUUUUCGCCGACUGCGCGAUCCACGACAUUGACUUGUCACUCUGGUAUCUCAACAACCCUAUCCCCAAGGCGUUCUGGGCAACCGGAACUCUUCAGCAUCACCCGGAGCUGAAAGAUCUCUCAGAUGUGGACAACGCCGUGGGCGUUGUUGAAUUCUGGGGUGGCAAGAUCGCGUAUUUCUAUUGCUCUCGCACCCAGGCCCAUGGACAUGAUGUGUGCACUGAGAUCACCGGAACCAAUGGGAAGUCGAUGGUAAAUGUGAUUCCGAAGCAAAAUAAUGCUGUUCUUGCCGACAAGCUUGGUAUGAGACACGAGGUUCAGCCGGAGUAUUGGCAGCGAUUCGAAGACGCGUUUGCAUUGGAGGCGAAUAAAUUUGUUGAAGCCAUUGUCAAGAACAAAGGGCUUCCUCUCAAGCUUGGGACUGGAAUCACUGUUAUGAAGAUUGGUCAGGCACUCCAGCAAGCCCUGUUGACUGGGGAAGUUACAAGAUUCGAUGAGAACGGGGCAAGAUUGAACUAG